Lipotes vexillifer (Yangtze River dolphin) is the source of this 2670-nucleotide messenger RNA. It is a transcript of the gene OSBPL3, whose product is annotated as oxysterol binding protein like 3. The record is from RefSeq and is a predicted model, not a curated record. Lineage: Eukaryota; Metazoa; Chordata; Mammalia; Artiodactyla; Lipotidae. The transcript is spliced from 22 exons. Gene Ontology annotation, molecular function: cholesterol binding. Gene Ontology annotation, cellular component: plasma membrane; cytosol; nuclear membrane.
UUGUUCAUGAUGAGUGAUGAGAAGAGCCUUGGGGUGUCCCCAAAAUUGGUCUCACCUUCAAGGAGCACAAGUAGUUGCUCUUCCAAGCAGGGAAGUCGACAGGACAGCUGGGAAGUGGUGGAAGGACUGAGGGGAGAGCUGAAUUACACACAGGAGCCACCAAUUCAGAAAGGAUUUUUGCUGAAAAAAAGGAAAUGGCCCUUGAAAGGCUGGCACAAGAGAUUCUUCUAUCUGGACAAAGGAAUCUUGAAAUAUGCCAAGAACCAAAGUGAUGUAAGUCGUCUUUAGCUGCAUGGCUGCAUUGAUGUCGGGCUCUCGGUGAUGUCUGUGAAGAAGUCGUCAAAGUGCAUAGAUCUAGACACCGAGGAGCACAUUUAUCAUCUGAAGGUAAAGUCAGAGGAAGUCUUUGAUGAGUGGGUAUCCAAACUUCGCCACCACAGAAUAUAUCGUCAGAAUGAAAUCGCCAUGUUUCCACACGAAGUUAAUCACUUUUUCCCCGGAUCUGCUGUCACAGACUCUGGUUCUGAGGUCUUGGACACCAUUUCCAGUAGGAAGCAUAGCAGUAUAUCAAAGCAGAAUUCGUUUCAAACCGGAAGCAAUUUAUCAUUUUCUUGUGGUGGUGAGACUCGAGUUCCAUUAUGGUUACAGUCUUCAGAGGACAUGGAAAAAUGCUCUAAAGAACUGGCAAACUGUCAUGCCUGCCUGGUGGAGAUGAGCCAGCUCCUGCAAAGUAUGGACGUCCUGCAUCGGACAUAUUCGGCUCCGGCUAUCAAUGUCAUCCAGGGUGGAGCUUUUGAAAGUCCCAAAAAGGAAAAAAGCUCACAUAGGAGAUGGCGGUCCAGAGCUGUUGGCAAAGACGCUAAAGGAACGCUGCAGGUCCCCAAACCUUUUUCUGGCCCAGUAAGACUGCAUUCCUCCAAUCCUAAUUUGUCAACACUAGAUUUUGGAGAAGAAAAAAAUUAUUCCGAUGGCUCUGAAACCUCAUCAGAGUUUUCUAAAAUGCAAGAAGAUCUGUGUCAUGUUGCCCAUAAAGUCUACUUCACUUUAAGGUCAGCUUUUAAUACCAUAUUAACGGAGAGAGAGAAACUGAAGCAGCUGAUGGAGCAGGAUGUCUCCGUCUCCCCCUCUGCCCAGGUCCUUGGUCUGAAGCACGCCCUGUCAUCUGCCCUAGCACAGAACACAGAUCUUAAAGAACGCUUAUGCAGAAUCCACGCUGAGUCUCUGCUCCUCGACCGCCCAGUUGCUGCCAAGUCGGGUGAUCGUCUGGCAGAGGAAAACUCCAGAGAUGACAAUCGAACUCUGGUCCAUCAGCUUUCCAACGAAAGCAGGCUCUCCAUCACUGACUCUCUUUCAGAGUUUUUUGAUGCACAGGAAGUUCUGUUGUCUCCAAGCUCUUCAGAAAAUGAGAUUUCUGAAGAUGAUUCAUAUGUCAGUGACAUAAGUGACAACCUUUCCUUAGAUAAUCUCAGUAAUGAUUUAGAUAAUGAGAGACAGACUUUGGAGCCUGUUCUCCAAAGUGGAGGGGAAGCCAAGUCCAAAAGAAGAACGUGCUUGCCGGCCCCGUGCCCCAAGUCCGGUAACGUCAGCUUGUGGAACAUCCUGAGAACUAACAUCGGGAAGGACCUGUCUAAGGUGGCCAUGCCGGUGGAACUCAAUGAGCCCCUCAACACGCUGCAGAGGCUGUGUGAGGAGCUGGAGUACAGCGAGCUCCUGGACAAGGCUGCCCAGACGCCCAGUGCCCUGGAGAGGAUGGUGUACGUGGCAGCCUUCGCCGUGUCCGCAUAUGCAUCUAGCUACUUCCGCGCUGGGAGCAAGCCCUUUAAUCCGGUUCUUGGAGAAACAUAUGAGUGUAUUCGUGAGGACAAGGGCUUCCAGUUUUUUUCAGAACAGGUCAGCCACCAUCCACCUAUUUCUGCAUGUCACGCUGAGUCUGGAAAUUUUGUUUUCUGGCAAGACAUGAGAUGGAAGAACAAAUUCUGGGGCAAAUCCAUGGAAAUUGUUCCCAUUGGCACAACCCAUGUGACUCUGCCAGCUUUUGGAGAUCAUUUUGAGUGGAACAAAGUGACCUCUUGCAUCCAUAACAUCUUAAGUGGGCAGAGGUGGAUCGAGCACUAUGGAGAGAUUGUUAUCAAGAACCUGAAUGAUGAUUCCUGCCACUGCAAAGUGAACUUUAUAAAGGCAAAAUACUGGAGCACUAAUGCCCAUGAGAUUGAAGGUACAGUAUUUGACAAGAGUGGAAAACCAGUGCAUCGACUAUUUGGGAAAUGGCAUGAGAGCAUCUACUGCGGUGGUUCUUCCUCAUCCACUUGUAUCUGGAGAGCGAAUCCCAUGCCAAAAGGUUAUGAGCAAUAUUAUGGCUUCACACAGUUUGCACUGGAAUUAAAUGAAAUGGAUCCAUUGUUAAAGUCUUUAUUACCACCUACUGACACUCGAUUCAGGCCAGACCAAAGGUUUCUAGAAGAAGGGAGCUUAGAAGAGGCCGAAAUACAAAAGCAGAGGAUUGAACAGCUGCAGAGAGAAAGGCGGCGGGUCUUGGAGGAAAAUAAGGUGGAGCACCAGCCGCGGUUUUUCAGGAAAUCCAGCGAUGACUCUUGGGUGAGCAGUGGCACCUAUUUGGAACUUAGGAAAGAUCUUGGUUUUUCCAAACUGGACCAUCCUGUCUUGUGGUAA